CGAAUUUGGGGACGACUAGAUCACUUUAGUGGUUGUUGGCAAGUUUUUGCCUAUUGGGUCUGUUCAGUUUACAACAUUAUGUUUAUUGGGGACUCCUAGCAAAUUGAAGUUUUUACAUGUGAGCAUGAGAAAUCUACUAAUCGUGAUAGUAUAUUUGCGCAUAGCAAUCGUAACAGCACAGGACAUCUUCGGAUUCGGUGAUGACGAUGAGGGUCCCUGUGGUCGCUGGAAACCGGGCGAUGUGGAUCUUCGCUCGUUCGACUUGAUCCGGGAGUUCCACUUGGAUCAGUUCGAGCGCAGUGGGGGACAUGUUUACCGCAUCCAAGGUACAAACAACUUGCAGACGGCUUAUCGGUUGGAGAACCAAGCUAAUUUGACUAUGCGGUCAAUCGAUGCAUUUCCUCGUGGUUUGCCGCAUCAGUUUUCGUUGGAGUGCACCUACCGGACGGAAGCAGAACCUGUGUCUUCGUGGCACCUGUUCGAGGUGACCAAUGAGUACUACGAGAGUCAGCUGGCAGUAACGAUGAAUCCGGGACGGCAGACGCUGGAAAUUGGUUUACCGGGUGCAGAGGGAGAACUUCAGGUCAUAGAGUAUCAUCACUCAUCGCUCUUCGAUCAACGUUGGCACAAGAUUAUGCUAGGCGUAACGAACGACUUCCUAAGCCUGUGGGUCGAUUGUAAACCGGUUAAGGAUGUCGACGGGAAUCUAAACGCACCGUUGGAGCCACGCACUCGGUUUGACACAGACAAUGGUUUUGUGUCGAUUUCGCGAUUUGCCGAAACGUCGGUAAUGGAACCAGAAUCUCCGGUCGUAGAUUUGCAGUGGAUGGUGAUGAAUUGCGAUCCAACCAGGCCUGCCCGAGGCACAUGCGAUGAACUGCCAUUGUACGAUGUGGCCCAUGUGGACAAUCGGCUUCCGUAUGGUCCGGAACCCGACUGCAAAGCCAUUUGUCCACCGGGGUACAACGGUACUGAUGGAGCUCCCGGAAUUCCUGGUAUGCCCGGUGAGAAAGGAGCUAAAGGUGAACCAGGUUUCAACGGUAGACGAGGCCCACCUGGACCUCGAGGCUUAGAAGGUCCAGCAGGAAUUUCGAUUAAAGGUGAAAAAGGAGAAGUGGGUGCAAUGGGUUUGAAAGGCGAGCCAGGUGUCGCAGCUGGAGCGGCUGCGACUGUCAUUGGUCCUCCUGGCCUGCCAGGUCCACAAGGACUUUCAGGAAUUGGAGUCAAAGGUGAAAAAGGUGAGCGGGGGUUGGUUGGAUUGACGGGACUGCGGGGUGAGUCCAUACCGGGACCACCUGGUCAGAGAGGACUUCCCGGUCCUCCCGGGAUAGGGCAACGAGGAGAAAAGGGUGAGCGCGGUGAUACUGGAUUUCCCGGACGAGAAGGGGUUUCCUUACCAGGAAUACCUGGAGCUAAAGGAGAGAAAGGAGAGCCUGGAAUUACUGCACCACCAACACUGGUGCGCGGAGAAAAGGGAGAUACUGGUGCCCGAGGACCGACUGGUAUUCAAGGUCUGCCAGGUGCUCCUGGUCCAGUAGGUCCUCCGGGGCCUCCUGGUCCUCUCGUUAAUGAAGCUGCAUAUGCCACGGGUAACUUAGGAGUUUCAAUCCCUGGACCACGUGGCUCUCCAGGUUCUCCGGGAGCUCCUGGUCCUCCGGGGCCGCCCGGUCCACCAGGCUUACCCUCAGAGACGAUUUCUACAGAUAGUGGAAGGUACUUUGAAAAUUUCAUGUCUUACGGGCAUCGAGGACCGGUUGGAUACACUGGGUUGCCUGGAGAACGAGGCGCAGGUGGUGAUCGAGGUCCAGAAGGUAUUGUUGGUCCGCCGGGUCCACCUGGUCAAGAUGGCAUACCGGGACUCCAAGGUCUUCCUGGUGUCACAGGACAACCUGGAGCUCCCGGUCUACCAGGGCUACCCGGCAGAAGUGUCUUGGAAGCCGAAGUACGAGAUAUUUGCGCGGCAGUUUUACGGGAUCAAUUGGCACAGAUAACGGAGGGUCUAAUUGGACCUCCUGGUCCACCAGGAGAGUCACGAUCUGGAAGACCAGGCCAGCCAGGAAAACCUGGACCGAAGGGAGAUCGUGGCUACCAAGGUCCUCCAGGCGAUCGAGGCUAUCCAGGAGAAGGCGGAAAUCCGGGUUUACCUGGGGUUCCUGGUGAGCGAGGUGAGCCAGGAUUAGAUGGAAGAGCCGGAAACGAUGGAUUAGGACGAGACGGGCCUCCAGGUCCUCCUGGACCUCAAGGGCCACCAGGUGCAGAAGUUCAAGGUCCUCCCGGUCGUCCUGGCGAGAGAGGAGAAACAGGGAAGUCUGGUAUGCCAGGGCUGCGGGGUCCGCCAGGUAGUCCUGGGGUAUGUCCGAACGAUUGCUAUAUGGCAGCUGUCGCUGCCGCUCAAAGCUUCCGAGCUAAUCAGCAAACAAAGGGGCCAUCAUACUAAUGUGUAAAACAUCACAGCUAUAAACGAAUUAUACGAUGAUAGUCUGCAAUUAUCUAGUUGAUUAAAUGUAGUUAAAACAAUAUUUUAUCUGAACGGUUUGCAGAAAGAACCUGUGCAGUAAAGUGAUAAUCAAUUCAGUCGUAAACAUGGAUUGACCAAUUUCAGGUGUGAAACAGCGGAAAUUGAAAAGCUGCUCUAAAACAAGUUUCACGCUUCUGUAUUGAAGAAAUUUCCUUUACGCACUGGCGCAAUACAGCAUGAACUGGCAAGCUACGACUACCGGCAAAAACACGAAUGGGAGAGAGGAAGAUUACCUACCUCACGGAAUAGUAAUUGGUCAUUUGUUAAGUUCAUUUCCAGUUAUUAGGAAACACCAAUGUCCUAACAAUGUUGAGCAAUAAGAAAUAAUUGUAAAACUGAAACUAACAUCCCAAGUUCAAAAUUAAACACAGUGUUCUUAACGAAACAGUACAUUAAAACAUAAGCUCGCAUGACUAUUUAUGAGUUCGGUCGUACAACCAGCAAUUAAAUAUAAGUUUUAACCGUGCGUUUGCUGAUGUGUAUAUUUUUCAAGUUGCAAUUGUAAACGACCUCUCCUUUCAACUUAUAACAAGCCCUGCCGUUAUAGCAGAGAGAGUGAGCGUGAGUUUGACAAUGAUCAAUCAUAUUUUACGACGGUUUGUUUUUUGAUACAAUUAUUAACAAACCCUGCUGAAAGCAUAUUUUAUCAUUUUUGCAGACAUCGGGUCAAUAUAAUCGUUUGGUAUGAUUGUUU
Molecule: messenger RNA, 3212 nt
Organism: Wyeomyia smithii (pitcher-plant mosquito)
Lineage: Eukaryota; Metazoa; Arthropoda; Insecta; Diptera; Culicidae
Product: collagen alpha-1(IX) chain-like
Exons: 13
Coding region: 125-2437 (770 amino acids)
Source: RefSeq, a predicted model, not a curated record